ACGCAAAUCAAGCGAAACAAAUCUCCUGACAGGAGAAAAGUUCAUGCUGGAGUUUCUAAAGACCCCCGAAGGCCUUAUGAAGUCCAAGCUGAACAUGGAGAGUUUGACCAAGCCGGAGUUGCUGAUGCUUUUCAGCAUUCUGGAAGGAGAGCUGGAGGCCCGGGACAUGGUCAUUGAUGCCCUCAAGGCCCAGCGUAAAGAGCUGUUCAUCCAGGAGCGCUACAGCAGGUACAACCUCAGCGACCCCUUCCAGGCCUUGCAGAGGGACAGCGAGGCCGUCGGGGACCAGAACAAGGACCCGGGCUGUUCCUCCUCGACCUCCAACCCGCUGGUGGUUCUCAAACUGGUGGUGAGCCACUGCAGGAGGAUGCAGGAGAAGAUGUUGGCCCAGCUGGCUGCAGCGGAAAGCAGGCACAGAAGGGUCAUUGCAGAUCUGGAGGAGGAAAAGAGGAGGCAUGCUGAGGACACAGCAGAGGGAGAUGAUGUCACUUACAUCCUGGAGAAGGAGAGGGAGCGCUUACAACAACAGCUGGAGUUUGAGCGCAGCCAAGUCCGGCGGUUGGAAAAAGAACAGCGGCGGAUUACGGACCAGCUAGAAGAAGAACGGGCUCAACACAAACAGCUCUCCUGCGCUUUGGCCAAAGAGUGCAAGUGGGCAAGCGCCAGGGCUCUGGAGGAGGGGCAUCGGCUGACCGAGCUGAGCCGUAAACUUGACAAGGAGAAGGAGGCUUGUCAGGCCCUGAGAGACGAGUUGGAGGACGAGAGGAGGAGAGCCCUGAGAAUGGAGGCGAGGGUGGAGGAGCAGCUGGCUGAGUUCGACACCGAGCGAGAGCAGCUCCGCUCACGUUUGAGGAAGGAGGACGCUCACUGCUGUCAGCUGCAACAACAGGUCGAAGAGCUGAAGAGGACGCUGGAGGAGGUGAACAUGAUGAGAGAUGUUAGGGAGGCCGUUACAGCUCCAGUAGAGGCAGAAGGACACGAGUGGGCCACAAAGGUUCCUCCAGGAAAGACGGCGGUAGACGCUAUGACAGCGGACAACGCUAUGACAGCGGACGACAUUGAGGAAGACAACGAUCACCGCUGUCGGAUGGAGACCGACGGGUACCACGGCCCAAACGACGCCCUCUCAGAUAACAUCUGUGUACAGAACGGGGUUGAAAAUUCUCAAAUCCAUCAGACCCAGGCAUCGGUCUCCUCCUGCAGUGCCGCCCCCUCCACUUUCCCUCCUUCCUCCCCCUGCUCCUCGCCUGUCCUUGCCAAACACCCACCAGGCAGCCCCAGCCCUGGUAGCUACCAGUCUCCCUACCAGGCCGGCAUCAACCAGCGUUUCCACGCUGCUCGUCACAAGUUCCAGGGUACUGCCGACCCAGAGCCUCCGGCCCAGGCCCCACAGCCUGCACUCCCCCUCUCGCCAAAGGACAUCUCCCCUGUGACCAGCAGCUCCUCCCUUGAAGCCAGCCCGGUCAAGCAGAUGGCCCGGAGCACGGUCACUCAAGUCCUGUCCCGCUUCACCACCGCGCAGCAGAGCGCCGCGCCCAAGCUCGCAGCACCAAACAAUUCACCCUUCGGCACGGACUACCGCAGCCUGGCAGCGCCCUUGUCUCCGGUCAUCGGGCGGGCAGCCGGAGCGCUUCCUCAGGGGAUCAGAUCACCCACCAUCUCCAGGGCAGACAGGGGCAACCCUCCCCCCAUCCCCCCAAAGAAGCCCGGUCUGGCACAGGCCCCUCCCUCCCCGGCCACACUGCCCAGGUCUGCCAGCCACUACUCCGACAGCCCCCUCUCGGGCAGCUGCGGCCUCACCUCCAGCCAAGAGGCAGUCAAAGAACUGGACAUGGUGGUUUCUUCCAACUAAACUGAUCAUGUGAUUCAUCAAGAAUUUAGACAGCUGCUGCUCUGCUUGUGACACGAGGGUUUUAUCCACAUCUCGUAAUUGUGAUUGUUGAGAUAUUGUUUUGAACAUGACAGGAUUAAUAUCCUAUGCUUUUUGAACAGAGGUCCCUUCAAACACUGUUACAAUUGUAUUUAUUCUUUUUUUCUUCUUUUAUGCGCUGAGGCACUACUUCAUGUAGUGGUUAAAGGGCUGGACUUCCACGUGGUAGUUUGUAUUUCAAAUGUGCCAAUACUGUAUGUUUGGCACACCGUAACUAUUACAAUAAGUCUUUUUUAUGGCGUCAUACUUCCAAAGAAUGAAAAUCUGUUUAUCACCAAAAGGUAUUGUUUUUAUAUGUAUGUUGCUUAUUAUUAAAACAAAUCCUUAAAUCUUCAGACCAAAUCUAACAAGUAGUCCUUGGACCAGUGUGUUACAAUGUAUAGCUCAUGUACUUAGUUGUCUUUUUUAUACAAAUGUAUAGAGUAUUUUAUUAAUGUUCCCCUUAUUAUUAAUAGUUUAACAGAUAAUCUAAUAAGUGUUGUACUGAGCUUUGAUCAUGUAUUACUUUAAUGUGCAGUUAUCUUAAAGGCUCAAAUUAUAUGCAGGCACCAUCAUAUUUUGUUUAAGAGUAGUGAUUCUGAAGAAUGCCUUUGUCAUUCAUAAGGAAUCAUUAUAAAACACGUUGUUAUAGUCAACCAUGAUUGAUUCAUACUGUAUCAU
This is a messenger RNA of Cyclopterus lumpus (lumpfish), 2590 nucleotides long. RefSeq names its product CTTNBP2 N-terminal-like protein. The record is from RefSeq and is a predicted model, not a curated record. Lineage: Eukaryota; Metazoa; Chordata; Actinopteri; Perciformes; Cyclopteridae.